AUGGGCGCGAAUGACAUGGUGAUUGGGCCCCUGCGGCUGUUGCAGGGCGGUGACGCCCUCAUCGUGCGGCACCCCAUCUUUUCCCCUUUUGCGCCGCAGUACUUGCCCGAUGCAUACGCCUUGGCGGACGGCGUCAACUACACCCGCAUUUGCUCCGUGCCGGGCUUCCGAUCGGAAGGCUGCACGUAUCCCGGCCCUGAGGAGGGUGGAACACAGACGUACUUCUGGGGCUUCGUCACAAUGCUCGCCAAGGUCGAAGAUCUCACGGCCCCAGUCCAACUUGAGCGGUUGGAACUUGGAGCACACCGCGUCGCGGGAAUGGAGGACUUCGCCUUCGCCUACCGGGUCUUCGACAACGAUCCGCAUCCGUCCCUGGAUGACGCCAUCUACUGCCAGUCCGCGCAGGCCCAGGGCUGGAUGGACUUUGUGGAGGUGAAGGUGCUUGCGGAGGAGCUGGGCAUCGACUGGACGCUGCAGGUGAUGCCCCUCCACGGCUGGCCGCUGGUCUCAGCGGACUUCUGGCGACAGCUACUCGUGGUCUUGCCCAUGACCGGGCUGCUAGGCGUGGGUCUUGGCAUCAGCAUCCUGGUCACGAUGCGCAAGCGUGCGCAGCAGCUGGUAAGGCUUGAGGAGUAUCGCAGGGAAGUGCAACUUGCUUGA
This is a messenger RNA of Symbiodinium natans, 660 nucleotides long. NCBI's taxonomy places the organism in Eukaryota, Dinophyceae, Suessiales, Symbiodiniaceae. The record is from the annotation of a GenBank genome assembly.